This is a messenger RNA of Leopardus geoffroyi (Geoffroy's cat), 2020 nucleotides long. It is a transcript of the gene CLK3, whose product is annotated as CDC like kinase 3. Gene Ontology annotation, biological process: protein phosphorylation. The coding region runs from base 1 to 1701 and encodes 566 amino acids. Gene Ontology annotation, molecular function: protein kinase activity; ATP binding. NCBI's taxonomy places the organism in Eukaryota, Metazoa, Chordata, Mammalia, Carnivora, Felidae. The transcript is spliced from 12 exons. The record is from RefSeq and is a predicted model, not a curated record.
AUGCAUCACUGUAAGCGAUACCGCUCCCCUGAGCCAGACCCGUACCUGAGCUACCGAUGGAAGAGGAGGAGGUCUUACAGUCGGGAGCACGAAGGGAGGCUGCGGUAUCCGUCUCGAAGGGAGCCUCCGCCCCGGAGAUCUCGGUCCAGAAGCCACGACCGCCUGCCCUACCAGAGGAGAUACCGGGAGCGCCGCGACAGUGACACAUACCGGUGUGAAGAGCGGAGCCCAUCCUUUGGAGAGGACUGCUAUGGAUCUUCCCGUUCCCAUCAUCGUCGGCGGUCGCGGGAGAGGGAGCCGUACCGGACCCGCAAGCACGCCCACCACUGCCACAAACGCCGCACCAGGUCUUGUAGCAGCGCCUCCUCGGUGAGUGGUGGCCAGAGUGUGCCGGCUGGGGCACGUGUCCCUUGCAAUAUCCCUAUCGUUAUAUAUGCUGUGUGCCUUAUGAAAUGCUGGGAUCUGGAAAAUCCAACCAACCAACCCACCGGCUCCUCACCGUCUCCACCUCUGCCUUUGACUGACACCUCAAUCUGUCAAUCGGAACCGCCUACCAUGCGAUUGGUCGGAUGGCGUUUCGGGGGGCGGUGCAUGCAGAGAAGCCAACAGAGCAGUAAGCGCAGCAGCCGGAGUGUGGAAGAUGACAAGGAGGGCCACCUGGUGUGCCGGAUCGGCGAUUGGCUCCAAGAGCGAUAUGAGAUCGUGGGGAACCUGGGUGAAGGCACCUUUGGCAAGGUGGUGGAGUGCUUGGACCACGCCAGAGGGAAGUCUCAGGUUGCCCUGAAGAUCAUCCGCAACGUGGGCAAGUACCGGGAGGCCGCCCGACUAGAAAUCAAUGUUCUCAAAAAAAUCAAGGAGAAGGACAAAGAGAACAAAUUCCUGUGUGUCUUGAUGUCUGACUGGUUCAACUUCCACGGUCACAUGUGCAUCGCCUUUGAGCUCCUGGGCAAGAACACCUUUGAGUUCCUGAAGGAGAAUAACUUCCAGCCUUACCCCCUACCACACGUCCGGCACAUGGCCUACCAGCUCUGCCACGCCCUUAGAUUUCUACAUGAAAACCAACUGACCCACACAGACUUGAAGCCAGAGAACAUCUUGUUUGUGAAUUCUGAGUUUGAAACCCUCUACAAUGAGCACAAGAGCUGUGAGGAGAAGUCAGUGAAGAACACCAGCAUCCGAGUAGCUGACUUCGGCAGUGCCACCUUUGACCAUGAGCAUCACACGACCAUCGUGGCCACCCGUCACUAUCGCCCACCUGAGGUGAUCCUUGAGCUGGGCUGGGCCCAGCCCUGUGACGUCUGGAGCAUUGGCUGCAUCCUCUUUGAGUACUACCGGGGCUUCACCCUCUUCCAGACCCACGAGAACCGAGAACAUUUAGUGAUGAUGGAGAAGAUCCUGGGGCCCAUCCCAUCGCACAUGAUCCACCGUACCAGGAAGCAGAAAUAUUUCUACAAGGGGGGCCUGGUUUGGGAUGAGAACAGCUCUGAUGGCCGGUAUGUGAAGGAGAACUGCAAACCUCUGAAGAGUUACAUGCUCCAGGACUCCUUGGAGCACGUGCAGCUGUUUGACCUGAUGAGGAGGAUGUUAGAAUUCGACCCUGCCCAGCGCAUCACAUUGGCGGAGGCCCUGCUGCACCCCUUCUUUGCCGGCCUGACCCCCGAGGAGCGGUCCUUCCACACCAGCCGCAACCCAAGCAGAUGACAGACGCAGGCCACCACGUGCGAUGGAGAGCGGGACUGGGCUGCCCGGCCCCUCUUCUCCAACCUCCACCACCACCAGGCCCCAGGGCCAGAGCCACCAAACGAACAGUGCAAUGUGAAGGAAGGCAGGAACCCGCAGGGGAGGGGACUUGAUACCCGGCUGCCAGAAAGCACAGAUUUGACCCAAGCUAUUUAUAUGUUGUAAAGUUAUAAUAAAGUGUUUCUUACUGUUUGUAACCCCUGGUACCGGUGUGUCCGUCUCCAGGCUCCUUGCCUUCUCCUCCCCCUACCUGAUUAAUAAAGUCUUUCUUAGCAGUUCA